Molecule: messenger RNA, 4589 nt
Organism: Lytechinus pictus (painted urchin)
Lineage: Eukaryota; Metazoa; Echinodermata; Echinoidea; Temnopleuroida; Toxopneustidae
Product: glutathione peroxidase 7-like
Exons: 3
Coding region: 80-679 (199 amino acids)
Biological process (GO): response to oxidative stress
Molecular function (GO): glutathione peroxidase activity
Source: RefSeq, a predicted model, not a curated record
AGCCUCUACAACUGAGCCUAAUAUGUCAGCCCCCUUGUGGUUUGCUAUUUGUUGAUAAACAAUUAUUGCACUUACCAAGAUGAAUUUUCAUCGAGUAUUUGUUCUUUUGGUAGUGUUCAUAACGAUAGAUUUCAACUGUUGUCAUGGGAGAAGGGAGUGGCAUAACAGUUUUUAUGACUUCACGGUGAAAAACAUCGACGGGAAGCGGGUUCGCCUUGAAAAAUACCGUGGCACGCCAUCCCUUGUUGUGAACGUAGCCAGCGAGUGCGGCUACACUGAUAGGACCUACCAUGAACUGGUGGAGCUCAGUAAAGAUCCGCAGUUUGAAGGUCGCCUCAACAUCCUGGCAUUUCCUUCUAACUCGUUCUACCAGGAGCUGCAAUCCAACGAGGAGAUCAAACGCUAUGUCAAGGCCUUGUACGAUGUGGAGUUUCCUCUCUUUGCUAAAGUUGAGGUGAUUGGGCAUGGUGCGGACCCGGCUUGGCAGUUCCUUACCUCAAAUGCCCACCAAGAGCCGACAUGGAACUUCUGGAAGUACUUGGUAGAUUCAGACGGACAGGUCAAAGGCGCCUGGGGCCAAGAUACUCCUGUCCAUAGCUUAUACAGUGAACUCCUGGACGAAGCAAUCAUGGCCGAACCUUACCGCUACCGUCACUCCCACUUUGACGAUGAGUUCUGACAAGGACUGCAAAGAUAACUGUGGAUUCAUUUCUGCUCGUUCACUUGCACAAUUCUGGUUAGAUGUCGGUAAGAAGCAUUGGUAUUGCACACACAUGGAUCACUAUCGGUGUGUUAACUUUGCCUAAAUCAAAUAUUUUGGGGUCAAAGAAAUCUGUUUGGCUUAAGAGAAAUUUGACUUGGAAGAGAUUUAUAACACUUUUGUAUAGUCUGGUCUCAAAAACUGCUUUGACUUUUGUGAAUGUAUGACGGAAGGUCGACCAUAUUUAAGUUUUCCGGUAUUUGUAUGGUGUUUGCAAGUAUCUUCUGGAAGAAAUGAAAUAAGAAAGAAAGAAAUGAAACUGAAAGUGAGACAAAUUUCUUCAAGAACUUACAGAAAAUUGAAACAAAAGAAGAGAAAAUACCAUAUAAUAGCAGUAUAUGUCCUUGAAGAAGUUUAAGAACCUUGGUAGGAGUGGAAGGUUUACACAGAGGUCAGACAUUGAGUCACAUUGUUUUUUGGAUGGUGAGGUGAAGCAUGAUCUUCAUUAAAUUAACCAAUUGCCUCCUGAAUUUUAUGAUUCCCAUAGGCUUUGUACAGGGACAGCCUGGUUCCAGUAUGCAGUGAGUUGGUAGAGAUAGGUGUCUGUAUAAGCAACCACACACACAUACACACCCACUCCAGCACAGGUAGCACUAUUAUAUGUCUGACUCAUUCUUGUUGUUGGUUCUUACAAUUUAAACGCCAAGUCCCCCUCGAGAACAAACUGAUUUGAAUAAAAAGUGAAAAAGCAACAAGCAUAGUACUAAAAAAUUCAUAAAAAUCACAUUUAAAACUAAAUCGACAUUCUAAGAUUUUGCUUAAUUUCCCAAUAAUAUUUUCAACAAUUUGCUGCUUUUAUUCAAACCAAUUAAUCCUGGGGUUAGACUUGCCCUUGAAAUGUAUGUUUAUAAACAUAUUUCAUGUGGAAAAAAAGAUCUUGCCAUUUAGUAAAUUUGUGCAUACUCGACAUCACUAGCAAACCAUAAAACAGUAUUAUUGUGAAGAUGUAUUGCAUAAGAUGUUCCUGUAAGACACAAAGUUUAUUGUGUAAUUGACUUGUUUCUGUCCCUGGUGCUACAGAGAUAGGUAGAGAUAUAUAUGUGAUGCUAGGGGAUAUUCAUACUGUGUAGGAUUUACAGGGUUUGUGUUUUUUGCUUGUUUUUUUUUUUACUGAGCUGUGGCUUAUUGGAAAUACAUGUUGGUAUAUCUAGUCAUUUAUUGAUUUGUAUUCUUUAGAAAGUCUAUUUCAAUGACAUCUUUGAAUAGAAUAUAAGACUUUGGUUGAAUUUAUCUAAUAAGUAUUUCAAAAGAUGCCUCAUUUUAGAAAUAAAAGUGCUCUUAUUACUUCAUUGACUUAUUUGCUUACUGCUUGCUAAAUACUUCUUUUUAAAGGGGGAACAAAUUGACCUACACUGAGUGGUCUCUCAUUGACUAUGUGUUAUACAGUGCGUCCCAGAAAAAAGGAAACCAGGAAUCCCAAUUCUUUUUUCUUUAAAGGAAAAUGAAAUAUGAUAUUUCAUUCACAUCAUUGUACAAUUCAAUUAUUCCUCUAUAUUUUGAUACCUAGUAAUAUGAGAUGAACACUUCACGCAUUAAUGAGCAAGACGAGUUUGAAAUGUUUAUGUCAAAAUCAGGUUGCGCAGAAAAGUUGAACAAGGUUGGUUCGUGAUGCGACGACCGUGCUUAUUUGUAGGUUGUCUCAUUAGCAUUUCUUUUGUAUUCUUUAAGUUUCUCUCAGUGAUCCCUGAAAUGAGAGUAGAUUCAGAUUCACACGCGAGUUUCUGCACAAAUCAUUUCUGACAUGCCUCAAUAUAUAUUGAUUGUAAUCUGCCAUGCGCAAACAAUUUGCUAAGAUGUUGGUCUCAUAUUAAAGAUGAAAUUCCACUCUUACCAUAAAUAUCAAAUCUAUUGUAAACUCAUAUUUAAUAAUUGUGAAAUCUGUCUCUGAAAAUGGGGUUCCUUUGUUAUGGGAUGCACUGUAUAAGAGGCUAGUCUUAAAAUUUACCUUUUUAGAUAUCAAUGAUACAGAGAACAGUUAGCCUUUAAUUCUAUUUGUAUAGAGAAUCUGAAAUUAUGCUCUGAGAGGAAAAGUACUUUUUUUUUUACUACUUUUUUUUUAUAACAAAAAUAUUGCAGUAUGUAUACGUAUUGAAUGGUGAAUUAGUUAUCUUACAAUAUUCUGCCUUUAUUUUAAGACUUCGAUACCCAGAAUGUUGCAUUAUGGAAUAUGGGUUAUUGAUAAUAUGCAAUUGAAAAUAAUGAAAUAGAUUUGGUCGAUUUGCAUUCGGUAUUUCUGGUGUGCCUGUUACCUGAAGGUUCAGAGGCUGUUGAAUAGGGUUUACUGACGGUUGGUCUAAUAUAACUUGGUCUUAUCAUCAGAUGGGCUAACAACAUUCGGGCUAAACCCACUAAGUGCAAUUCUAUUUUGGUCUAAUGACCACUUGGUCUAAUAGCCAAUUGGUCUAAUACUACUUGGUCUAAUAGCCAAUGGGUCUAAUGACCACUUGGUCUAAUAGCCCAUUGGUCUAAUAGCCACUUGGUCAAAUGCCCAGUUGGGCUAAUUGUCACUUGGUAUAAUUUUCAUUUGGUCUAAUUGCCAUUUCGUCUAAUGUAUUUUAUUGUCACUUGGUCUAAUAGCAUUUGGUCUAAUACCAGUUCGUCUAAUAGUCAAAGUGGAGAUUAGACCAAGUGGUGUUAGACCAACUGGAAAUUAGACUAAAUGGUUUUAGCCCAAUUGUUCAUUAGACGAAUUGGAUAUAGACCAAGUGGGAAUUAGACAAAUUGGAUAUUAGACCAAGUGAAAAUUAUCCCAUCUGGUUAUUAGCCCAAAUGGAAACUAGACGAAUUUGAUAUUAGACCAACUUAAGCAGGAAUAAGACGAAUUGGAUAUUAGACGAACUGGUUGUAGACGAAAUGAGUUUAGACUAUGUGAAGUUGGGCGAACUGAUAAGUAGACCAAGUGGUAUUAGACCAUCCGAUAAUUCACCUUCAAUAGUAUCAAAUGUAACUUGUUUUUCCACCAAUUUGAAACAUACAUUUUCUUGAUGAGACUUGCCUUUUACUGGAUGUUUCUGAUGAAUCUAUAUGAGCAGACUCCAAACUACUUUGAAAAUAUGUUGCAUAAGCGUGGUUACUAUCAGUAUUUUUCGAUCACAGAGGCGUUAUGACAAUUAUAUACAUAUAUAUAUUUAUGUGAAAUGCAGUAUUAUCAACUCAUUGUUUUCAUAGAUCGUCCAGAUUUUUUUUUUUCAUCCUCUGGAGUUUAUUAUUUUUCAUGAGUCUGUAUGAAUUGUGCUAGAUUUCACAGACUAUCCUGAUUUUUCCCCAUUCUCUGGAGAUAACUAUUUCCAGGUGUUCUAACUGUAUAAAUUCAUAUUUGGUGCUAAAACAGACAAUCAGUACUGCCAAGAUCUUGCUCAAAGCUGUAUGUGCAUAAGUGUAUUUUCAGAAUAACCUUGCUGAACUUAAAAUGUUAUCAAUGGACUUCUAGCACUAACCCUACAUUAAAGAAAAAAAAAAUUGUGCCUAAAAUCUUUUACUGACGGGAAAGGGUAAAAGUAACGGAUUGUUUCAAUUAUUGGUGGCGGAUGGUGUAUUCUGUCCCAUUAUGACAUGUACAUACAAUGAAAUAUCCCAUUGUUUGACUAUAUUCUGUUAUGAAAAUGCGUUGUUAUAGAAGUAUAUUUAAAUGUUUUCACACAUACACUAAGUACUGGAAAAUUGGCAACUGAAUCAUGUAUUCAGUGAAAUACACAGUUGUUGCCAGAUUUGUUUUUUUAAUGCCUUGCUCAUUCUGGUGCUAAUGCUUUUUUGAGAGAAUGCUUUGUAUUUUUUGUAAACACACUUUUUUCACUGAAAUUAAUAUAUUUUCACUGUAUGUCAACAAUAA